CUGGCAGCAGUCCUUCAGAAAGCUCCAGGAAUUUCUCUGCCAGCUCCUCAUCCAACUUCCAGUUUGCCCGCAGCAGGGCAGAUGGGCGGAGGUGGUCUGUGGCAUCUGGUCCUUCAUCUGGAUACUGCACCAAUGAACCCAGUUCAUCAGUUUCUGCAACAGCCCAGAUGGAGGGGCGACUGCUUGAUAUUAUUUCUGAGUAUUCUCCAGACACGGCUCUCCCUCUGGCUGAUGGAGUCCUGGGAUUUAUUCAACACCAGCUAGUGGAGCUUGUCAGAGACUGUCUGGACAAGUCCCAGAAUGGCCUGGUCACCUCCAGCUACUUUGUGGAGCUUCAGGAGAAACUAGAGAAACUGCUGCAUGAGGCUUAUGAGCGUUCAGAGAGUGAGGAGGUGACGAUCAUCAUAAAGCUGGUGAAGAAGAUUCUCAUCAUCAUUUCCAGGCCUGCCAGGCUGCUGGAGUGUUUGGAGUUUGAUCCAGAGGAGUUUUACCAACGUUUGGAGGCUGCAGAGGGCCAAGCCAAAGUGGGCCAGGUCAUAAAAACGGAUAUUCCCAGAUACAUAAUCAGCCAGCUUGGCCUCACCAAAGAUCCUCUGGAAGACAUGGUCAAUCUAGAGUCGACGAGUCCAGGUCAGAGAGCAGCCAGCAUCGAGUCUGAUGACUCGAGGGAGGCAACACCUGUACAGAGCCGAGCACCCUGCACCCCCCCUCGCAGGAAACCUCUGGAGAGUGACUUUGAGACUAUAAAGCUCAUUAGUAAUGGCGCCUAUGGAGCUGUGUAUCUGGUACGACACAAGGAAACGCAUCAACGUUUCGCCAUGAAGAAGAUCAAUCGGCAAAACCUGAUUCUUAGGAACCAAAUCCAACAAGUGUUUGUAGAGAGAGACAUCCUGACCUUUGCUGAAAACCCAUUUGUGGUUUCCAUGUACUGUUCUUUUGAGACGCGAAGGCAUCUCUGCAUGGUCAUGGAAUAUGUUGAAGGUGGGGAUUGUGCCAACCUGCUGAAGAACAUUGGUCCUCUUCCUGUGGACAUGGCCCGGAUGUAUUUUGCAGAAACCGUCCUUGCUUUAGAGUACCUUCACAAUUAUGGCAUUGUACACAGAGACCUCAAACCUGACAAUUUGUUAAUCACCUCUAUGGGACACAUAAAGCUGACAGACUUUGGACUGUCCAAAAUUGGCCUAAUGAACAUGACAACCAACUUGUAUGAAGGACACAUUGAAAAAGAUACCAGAGAAUUUAUUGACAAGCAGGUGUGUGGUACUCCAGAGUARAUUGCUCCUGAGGUAAUCUUGAGGCAGGGGUAUGGGAAACCAGUGGAUUGGUGGGCCAUGGGCAUAAUCCUUUAUGAGUUCCUUGUGGGAUGUGUGCCCUUCUUUGGAGACACACCAGAGCAGCUCUUUGGUCAAGUAGUUAAUGAUGAGAUCAUCUGGCCAGAAGGAGAGGACGCUUUGCCAAUUGAUGCCCAGGAUCUUAUCACCCGACUUCUAAAGCAGAACCCUUUGGAGCGUCUUGGGACAGGUGGGACCACAGAGGUGAAGAUGCACAUGUUCUUUCAGGGCCUGGACUGGAACGGUCUUCUGAGGCAGAAAGCUGAGUUCAUACCUCAGCUGGAGACAGAGGACGACACCAGUUACUUUGACACACGAUCAGAACGCUACUGUCAUGUGGCCUCAGAUGAAGAUGAUGAAACAAACGAUGAUGAAUCAUCUCUGGAGCUCCGACAGUUCUCCUCUGUUGCCCACCGGUUCAGCAAGGUGUACAGCAGCACGGAGCACCUGUCCACUUCCACCCCAUCCAUUCAGAGUCUGUCCUCAUCAGAGCAAAGCCACAGUGAGGAGAAGGAGGAGCGAUGGGAAGGCAGGGGAGCCCRCUCCCAUGCUGAGGGACACAGACUGUUGGCUGGUGGAGACAAGAGGGUGGAUGGACACAGGGGCAGAUGAUUCAUCUGGGCGUCCUCUAAGCCCCAAAUCGUCUUUGUCGCUGUCAUCUAACCCUUCAUCCAGGGAUUCCUCUCCCAGUCGGGACCUGUCCAUCAGCAUCAGCUGUCUCAGGCCUCCAGUCGUCAUCCACAGCUCUGGGAGGAGGUUUGGCUUUGCUCUGCGAGCUAUCAGAGUAUACAUGGGAGACAGUGAUGUUUACACUGUCCACCACAUGGUGUGGUGUGUUGAAGAUGGAAGUGCAGCACAUGAGGCAGGACUGAGGGCCGGGGACCUCAUCACUCAUGUCAACGGGGAGUCAGUCCAGGGACUGGUUCACACUGAGGUGGUGGAGCUACUGCUCAAGAGUGGAAACAAGGUGACCCUGCAAACAACAGCCCUUGAGAACACUUCCAUCAAGGUGGGACCUGCCAGGAAACCAAGCUACAAAACGAAGAUGGCCCGACGCAGCAAAAGGAGCAAGAAAAAAGAUGGACAAGACAGCACACGACGACACAUCUUUAAGAAACUAUCGAAGCAUGCGGCCCCAGCACCUCUGCAGAGCAGUCGCAGCUUCUCUUCAGGCUUCCAGCAGUCGUCCAGUGACAGCCUGUCUGGUUCACCAACACACAGCCUGUCUCCUGGGCCUUCCACACCGUGUCGCUCCCCGGGCCCUGACCACUCAGGAGAUUCCAGUUCCUCUCCUUGCUCUAGUUCUCCAAACUCACCUGUACCUCAGGCUCGUCCGAGCUCCCUUCAUGUUCAUGGGCGCUAUACCAAAGCCAGUCGCUGUAAGUCCACUGGCAGUAUCCCUCCUUCACCWCUGGCCUGUAUCCCACCCCCUCAGCCCCUCUCUCCACAGUGCUCUCCAUCCUGUCUUCAGACUCAUCCCAAACCCCUUCAGAGUUUUCAUGGGAAGACAGCGUCUCCCCCCACUGUGGCCCGUCACUCCAUGCAUCCCAGGAGCGUAGAACCGCUGCGCUCGCCACUGCUGAAAAGAGUCCAGUCAGCAGAGAAGCUGACUGGAGACAAGGCAGGUCUGGGGACUUACCAUGGUGAGAAGAAGGGUUACAGCACUCGCUGCUAUACCAUGGAGAUGCCUCU
This is a messenger RNA of Austrofundulus limnaeus, 3023 nucleotides long. Its product is annotated as microtubule-associated serine/threonine-protein kinase 3. Gene Ontology annotation, biological process: peptidyl-serine phosphorylation; intracellular signal transduction. Lineage: Eukaryota; Metazoa; Chordata; Actinopteri; Cyprinodontiformes; Rivulidae. Gene Ontology annotation, molecular function: protein binding; magnesium ion binding; ATP binding. The record is from RefSeq and is a predicted model, not a curated record.